AUAUGGUCCAGAGCACAGGGUGCCCAGUGUACUGCACACAUUGUAAACAAUGUGAACUCUUAGUUUAUUUUGUUUAAUAGUGGGAUCAAAUCAAUGAAAUUGCCUUUGAAUUAAAUAGAUUACACGGAAAGGAUUCCUAAAUUAUUAAUGAUUGCUCUCAUAACCAUAAAGUGUCAUACAAGCGAAACUGCUUAAGUAGUUAAACAGGGAUAAUGGCGAAAAUAUGUCGUGUUUGCCUGGAUAGUUCCGGUAGAUUUAUCAAUAUAUUUGACGCCAGAGGAAAGACCAAAACUUCCAUUGCCGAGAUGAUCGCACAGUGCACUGGGUUUGAGGUCAAACGUGGCGAUUUGUUGUCGGAGAUGAUAUGUCCACCGUGCUUGGAGGAUGCGAAAAGCGCGUAUUUGAUAAGGCAAAGCUGCGAGAAAAGCCACCAGUUCUACUGCCGAGUUCGGGAUGAAGGUAUGGAGGAGGCAUUAUGCGCCUUGCUCGAAGAAGAGGACUGGGAGAUUUCGGAAGACGAAGAUGCGUGGAUUGGAUCUGCAUCCGAUGAUGACGACGAUGGAAAAGUCGACAGCAUGGAGAUAGUAUUCGAAUGUCGCGAAUGCCCCAAGAGAUACAAGCGAAGGGGAUCGUGGAUGAGGCACAUGAGAACGCACAUGGACGGACAAUCCUUUCCCUGUCCCUACUGCAUGCAGAACUUUAGAUUUAGGAUAACUCUCAAGGCGCAUAUGAAAACCCACAAUUCAGCAAAACCCUACGAGUGCUCCCACUGCUCGAAGACCUUUGCGCAGCAGUCCACCUUGCAGUCGCAUGAACGAACACACACUGGCGAGCGGCCAUACAAGUGUUCGCAGUGCUCCACAACCUUCAUUAAAUCCUCAGAUCUCCAGCGUCACAUCCGCACACAUGCCGGUGAAAGACCCUUCAAGUGUUCCAAGUGCACGAAAACAUUUACGAGGAAAUUUCACCUUCAAAACCAUCUCCGUUCUCACACUGGGGAACGACCAUUCAAGUGUUCCCACUGCUUGAAGGCCUUUGCUCUUAACCAGCACCUCAAGGUACAUAUUCGCCUUCACUCACCAGAUCGUCCAUUUCGCUGCUCCAACUGUCCCAAGACAUUCCGACUGAGCAGCACCCUUAGGGAGCACAAUCUCGUACACAGUUCUGAAAGGACCUUUAAGUGUCCUCACUGUUCCAGGUCCUUUAAGCAGAGAAAAACACUUGCUAGACAUAUUAACGGGGUACACAAAUGACCUCUACGAUUUUCUUAGAUGAUAAAAUACAAUUACAUAUUCGUUGGUAUUGUAAGACCAAGGUAUAAAACUAGUUUGUAAGGAAUAUACGUCUUUUGAUAUUUUUAU
Molecule: messenger RNA, 1361 nt
Organism: Drosophila erecta
Lineage: Eukaryota; Metazoa; Arthropoda; Insecta; Diptera; Drosophilidae
Product: zinc finger protein 525
Exons: 2
Coding region: 213-1253 (346 amino acids)
Biological process (GO): regulation of transcription by RNA polymerase II
Cellular component (GO): nucleus
Molecular function (GO): DNA-binding transcription factor activity, RNA polymerase II-specific; RNA polymerase II cis-regulatory region sequence-specific DNA binding; zinc ion binding
Source: RefSeq, a predicted model, not a curated record